Molecule: messenger RNA, 678 nt
Organism: Sinocyclocheilus grahami
Lineage: Eukaryota; Metazoa; Chordata; Actinopteri; Cypriniformes; Cyprinidae
Product: coiled-coil domain-containing protein 6-like
Exons: 2
Source: RefSeq, a predicted model, not a curated record
AAGAUUCGAGUCACUUGGAUAAAUCAAAAAACCCAAACACACUGUCCUCUCCACCACAUGACGGCGCCACCCUCCUCAUUCGCCUGCACUUUCAGCACGCCCAGUCAUUUCUUGGACCGUUCCCUUUCCAGUCGAGCCACACUUGCGCUAACCCUCUUUCUCCCUGGACCGUGAAAUCCACUCCCACUCCACUCGAAGACCGUCGCGAGCACAAGGAAAGAAGCGUGCGACGCCAUGGCGGACAGCGAGAGCGACACGGACGGCGCGGGCAGCAGCAGCAGCUCCGCCACCCCGCAGUCCUCCUGCACCUCGGCGGCCGCCUCCAACACCACUACGACCACAAUGAACGCCGCCACCAAAGCACAGGGCGUCGUGAUCUCCCAGUCCCGACUGGAGGAGCUGACAAACCGACUCGCGUCGCUGCAGCAGGAGAACAAAGUGCUGAAGAUCGAGCUCGAGACGUUCAAGCUGAAGUGCAAAGCGCUGCAGGAGGAGAACCGCGACCUGCGCAAAGCGAGCGUCACCAUCCAAGCGCGGGCAGAACAAGAAGAGGAGUUCAUCUCCAACACUUUAUUUAAGAAGAUUCAGGCUCUGCAAAAGGAGAAGGAGACGCUCGCCGUCAACUAUGAGAAAGAAGAGGAGUUCCUCACCAAUGACUUGUCCAGGAAGCUCAUGCAG